AUGCCGGCUUCAGACGGGCCUGUCGUUGGCGUUCCCAACGGCUUCAGGCGGAGACCGGUGGGGAGCAUUGUGCAGCUUCAGAUGGGGACGGCUUCAGGCGGGGGUUGGCGGGAGCGUCCUGUUGCCGGGGGAGGUGGACGGUUUCAGCCGGUGCGGACACAGACGAGCUCUCCCCGCCCGCCUGCCACGCCAGCGCAGAGUCAAUGUACGAACGAGCGAGACUUUCAAGUGAAAGUGAAAGUAAAGAGCGCGGAGGUUUGGGCGGUGUCGGGGCACCAGGGUGUCGGGGCGGCGGGUGUCGGGGCUCAGGGUGCUGGGCACCAGGGUGUCGGGGCUCAGGGCGGCGGGUGUCGGGGCACCAGAGCGGUGUCGGGGCGAAGCGAGGCGGCCAUGCCGUGCAGUGGCGACUUGUGGCCGGCCCUGUUCCCGGGACUCAUCGCUAUGCUCGCCCUGCUCGGGGCAGCAGAAGGAGGAGAUCUGGUUGUGUCAAUGAAUUCAAAAACGGUGGAAGUCUUUGUGAAUAAAGAUGCCCUUCUUGAAUGCCGAGUGUCUGGUUACAAAACCAGUGAGAUCGACCUUCAAAAUGUGGGUGUCAUCUGGUACCUUACAAGGUUGGGGGCCCCCAAGGAGGAAGUGUAUAAAUUCAGCGCAGGAACGCAUACACCUUACAGAAAAGAUGCUGCGAUUUUUGAUGAUGAGUUAAAGAAGGGAAUUGCCUCUCUCUUCCUGCCACUUGUUCAAUUUGAUGAAGAAGGAGAUUAUACCUGCGUAGUCUUCAUCAGCCCGGACCAGGGAAGCGGCAAAUCUACAAUGAUUGUUUCAGCUAAACCACAAAUGAGUUUAUCCGCAACUGCGAUCACAAUUGAGAAUGGGACGGAGAAAUCGGUGAAAUGUGACAGUACUGCGUUUUACCCCUUGGCCAUUCAGAUAAGCUGGCUCAAGAAAUCAAAGAGUGGAGAACAGAAGAUCCUAGACCACAUUUGCACAGGAUCUCCUGUUAAAAAUGAGGAUGGAACCUACAAUGUGUCGAGCCACAUGAGGCUACGUCCAACACUCCAGGACGAUGGUAACACUUAUGUCUGCAUAGUGAGACAUAGAUCACUUGGUAAGGACACAGAGUUGACCACCCAUCUGACUGUCAGAGAGCCAGAAGUCGUUGUGCCAGGGGGAAUAAUAACAGGCUGUGUUAUUGGUAGUAUACUGCUGUGUUCCUUGUUUAUGAUCGGAGGAUUUUUAAUGUAUCUAAAGAUUUUAAAAAAAGUACCUCCUAAAGUGUCUGAAAUCGCCAAACCACCACACAUUAUACAUUUGGAAGAAACUGUUCUGACUUGUCACAUUUCAGGAUAUAAGCCUGCAGACAUUUCGCUUUGUUGUUUUCUACAAAGAGAGGGAGGAAAUAAAAGUGAGAUUUUCCAAUGGAGUUCUGCACCUGGCCACUCGCAAGCACCUGAAGCUAUUGACCAGCAAAGUCUUAUUUGCAACGGCGACUCUGCAAAGGAGUCUUUCCACAUUGAGAUGACAGCUGUUACACAUGAUGGCCGCUCCAGUGCAAAAUGCAAAAUUAUAUUCAUCCCUGAUAUUGAUAAUGAUGACGGAACUGUCCUCUUUCUUCACGUUUUACACAGCACUCUUGGAAAGCCUAUUAUUAAAUCCAUCCAAUUGAAUGUUGAAGGAAUUGCACCAAAGAUGACUAAUAUUAUUGCUCCGCCUCACAUUAUUCAUGAAGAGAUGAUUGCUCUGUCUUGUCCUAUUGACGGAUUUAAGCCAAGACCACUGGCCAUCACUUGGUACCAAAAACCCAACAUAGCAAACGAGAACAUGGGAUUGAAAGAAAUUGUGAGAACUGUGUUUGGAAGCGAAGAUGUUAUUGCUGAUUGGGAUCUGCCUAAAUAUUCCCACUCUCUAAAUGAGUUGGCCAAUGAAGACAAUACUUAUAGUGUCACCAGUUUCCUAAAAUUUACACCGACGAUUCUCGCAGACCAUGAAACCGUGUACGUUUGUGAAGUUGAACAUCCAGCUACGGCUUCAAAUACACAACGUCAGGUCAAACUUGACGUAAAAGCAAUCCCAGAAUGUGAAGACAUUAAGUUGGCGCCGGAAAUCCCAAUUGCAGAAGAAUUUGCUGUUUCAACCUGCAGGAUACAUUCCUUCUUCCCAAAGAACAUUACAGUUACUUGGAAAAUGGAUAACAAACUAAUGCAGGAAACUAAAGCUGAAAAUGAACCCACCUUGGGCCCCGAUGGUCGUUAUAGCUUCACAGAUCUUCUGAAGUUCAUCCCUGCGAGAGAAGACCUUGGAAAGAUAUUAACCUGCAAAUUCCAGCAUGAAAGUAUCAUCGGCGCAAAAAGAACUGACCAUAAAUUGGAUAAACUGACGUCUCCACCGUUAUUGGACGACAUGAAAAUUGAACCACAAAAUCCCAAACCAGGAGAUUUGACAACAUUCUCGUGCCAUGCACGUGGCUUCUAUCCAAAGGAUGUUAAGUUCAUGUGGUUCAAAAAUGAGAAGAUGAUUGAUGAUAAUGAGAUCACUUUUACUGACCCAGAGAUCGAUAAAAACACUGGCUUCUUCUGCAGUGAAAGUCGGUGGAAGUAUAAGAUUUUACCUGAUGACCAUCAAAUCAAUUUCAAAGUUGAGGCUCUUCACUUUCAAACUGUUCAUCGACCCGCUAAGGUCUUUCACACCUUACACCUUGGAGGAACUCCAAUGCUUUCUGAUAUCAUUCUUGAGCCAGAAACUCCAUUCUAUGGCCAGCCUCUAGUUCUUAAAUGCAACGUGACCAAUUUUUCUCAGAAUGGAAUCUCCACCAAUUGGCUAAUGGACAAUGAACCUAUUUUGAAAGGAGUCAGGAAUACAGACCCCAGGGAGGAACAAGAUGGAUUUUAUCAGUUGUGCUCCUGUCUGGACCUGACACCCACAGCUUUACAUUACAACAAGAAACUUGUCUUUGAGGUGAAAAAUGAAGUUACAUCUGAAGUUAUUACCAAACACUUAUAUUUACCACUUCCAGGUAAUUCCCCCAAUGUGUCUGAAAUCAACCGCAAAGCUCAAGAGGAAAGCACAGUGGCAUCUUUCACGGUUUCGUUGACUGAUUAUGUACCUCAGAAAAUUGAGGUGAAGUGGUUCAAAGGAGAACAACGCUAUGUAGGGCCUGUCCAUAAUAGUCAACCUCAGGUUGCCACCACUGGCCUCUUCUCUUCAACAACAGAAAUACAAUUUAUUCCAGAACCAUGUGAUCAUGACUUGGAAAUCAGAUGUGAGAUAUUUCAUCUGGAAACAAAGAAAAGGAUUUACCGAAAGUGUCGCUUAACAUUUUGAGAUGCUGCCUGGUCUGCUGACUAUUUCCAGAGGGAUUUUGUAACAAUAUGUAAAGUUAACUUUAAAUCUUGCCAUAAGCUGUGAGCCUUGGAGGAGUUGGAGGAUCAAUCACUGUAGCAGUUUUGGGAACUAAGGAGCAAACUAAAAAAGGAGACCAGAAGGGCAAAAGAGGGCCAGGAGAUAGCACUGGCCGGCAGCAUAAAAGACAAUCCCAAAAGAUUUUAUGAAUACGAAAGUGGGAAUUAGAGAGAGAGUGGGACCUCUCAGGAAUAAAGCGGUCAUCUCUGUGUGGAGCCACAGGAGAUGGGCAAGGUGCUCAAUGAGUAUUUCUCCUCUGUAUUAACCAAGGAGAAAGACAGUAGGACAGAAGAAAUUGGAGCAGUCACUGGAAGUAUCAUGAGAGCAGUCAGGGUUAUCGUCGAGGAAGUACUGAAGGUACUGACGUAUUUAAAGGUAGACAUGUAUAUGUUAAAUCUAUCAGAUACUAGACCAAGUGCAGAUCCGUUGGGUCUGCUCCCCCAAUGGUGUGAUCCCCCAACCCAAUGUUCCACCAUGCACCCGUCUCCUCCAACGGAACUGAACCCGUUCCCAAAUGUAAGAUUCCAGCACUCCCCUGCCUCCCUCAGCAGUGGAUUUAAAAAAAAUUCCAAUUGCACCUCCCCUGCCCGCUGCAGCAGUUCCAAUUGCAAUACCAAUGGGCCCUCCCCCUCCUGUUGAAGCACUUGCUGUGCUAUCCCAUUGAGGUGAAAAGUUCAGAGUGUUCCUGUCUUGCAACUUUGUUUUGAAGUGUGUUGGAAGUUGAUAGGAAGGAGCAGCCGUCAACGAAUCAAAAGGCAGAAAGGCAGCCAGACGGCAGGCGGCAGCCACACAGUUUUAAUAUAUAAUAGAUAUCCGAGAACAUUGCGUGAAACUAGAGAGGAAAUUGCGGGAGCCCUUGUUGAAAUUUACGUGUUGUCCUUAAAUACAGGAGAGGUGCUUGAGGAUUGGAGAGUGGCAAAUGGUGUGCCUCUUCAAGAAGGGCUGCAGGGAAAAUGCUGGGAACUAUAGGCCAGUGAGCUCAACAUCUGCAGUUGGUACGUUACUGGAGAGUAUUCUGAGGAAUGGGAUAUCCUGGCAUUUAGACUGUCAAGGCUGAUUAGGGAUAGUCGGCAUGGUUUUGUACAUGAGAGGUCAUCUCACAAAUCUGAUUGAUUUUUUUGAAGACAUGAGCAAAAAGAUUGAAUGUGCACAUGGACUGCACAUGGACUUCGACAAGCUGCCGCAUGGUAGGCUACUCCAGAAGGUUAUAUCUCAUGGGAUCCAAGGAGAGAUAGCUGAAUGGAUAGCAAAUUGGCUCCCUGGAAGGAAGCAGAGGGUGAUAGUGGAAGGUUGCUUCUCAGAAUAGAGGCCUGUGACUAGUGGUGUGCCACAGGGUUCGGUGCUGGGCCCGUUACUGUUUGUCAUCUGCAUUAACGAUUUGGAUGAGAACAUACACGGCAAGAUUAGCAUGUUUGCUAAUGAUAUAAAAGUUAGUGUUUUUGCAGAUAGUGAAGAUGGUUGUGAACAAUUGCAGCAGGGUCUGGAACGAUUGGUCAGGUGGGCGGAGGAAUGGUUGAUGGAAUUUAAUACAGAGAAGUGUGAGGUGUCGAACAAGGGCAGGCCUCUGGGUUGUGUUGUAGAGCAGAGAGAUCAAAGUGUGCAAGAGUACAAGUGCAUGAUUCCUUGAAGGUUGAGUCGCAGGUAGAUAA
Molecule: messenger RNA, 5045 nt
Organism: Leucoraja erinaceus (little skate)
Lineage: Eukaryota; Metazoa; Chordata; Chondrichthyes; Rajiformes; Rajidae
Exons: 12
Coding region: 1-3318 (1105 amino acids)
Source: RefSeq, a predicted model, not a curated record